Messenger RNA from Carassius carassius (crucian carp), 3291 nucleotides. RefSeq names its product phospholipid phosphatase-related protein type 3-like. The transcript has 8 exons. Gene Ontology annotation, biological process: phospholipid dephosphorylation; signal transduction; phospholipid metabolic process. Gene Ontology annotation, molecular function: phosphatidate phosphatase activity. The record is from RefSeq and is a predicted model, not a curated record. Lineage: Eukaryota; Metazoa; Chordata; Actinopteri; Cypriniformes; Cyprinidae. The coding region runs from base 428 to 2581 and encodes 717 amino acids.
UAGAGGUUACGAUGCUCUCCGCGUGCUUGUGUUAAAAAGUGGACCGCCCUCCUCCCUCAUAUAUGUCCCCUCCCUCAAGAAACCCCCUUCCUAGUAGCCUUUUGUGUUGAUGGUCCCCUACACAGUCACUGCAUUCCUGUUUCGUUUGCUAUCUGCUCAUCCGAGACUCGAGGUCUGUAUUUGAGAUCUCCAUGAGAAAGUAGCCCGAUUGCGAGGAAAUUACUCACAUUUACUUCUGGGACUUUGCUACGUUUUAAGUGGAGUGUCCAGCUCCAUUCAUACUUUUAUCCGUCCACAUACCUUCAGCGGACGAGGGGAAGUGAACACAAAGAUAUUUUGUACAAGCGUGAAAUGGAUUAAGUCGCACUGAGGAAAGCUGGAGCACCACAGACGAACCAAGCGACGGCGAAGGGGUCGGAGGGAGUCGAUGAAUUUCCAACAUCACCGAGAAAGAGAUUUUACACGACCAAACACCAAAAUGAUGUCUCCAAAAGACAAGCCCAAGAAGAAGCCUCCCAAAGACAGCAUGACACUGCUGCCAUGUUUCUACUUUGUGGAGCUGCCAAUAGUGGCAUCCUCCAUGAUCUCGCUUUACUUCUUGGAGUUGACAGAUGUAUUACAGCCAGCCAAAGUUGGGUUCCGUUGCCAUGACCGCACACUGAGCAUGCCCUAUGUAGAAACGGGAGACGAGCUCAUCCCUCUGCUCAUGCUGCUCAGCCUGGCCUUUGCUGGCCCUGCAGCGUCUAUCAUGCUGGGUGAGGCCUUGAUGUACUGCAUGCAGUCCAAACUGAAGAUUCGCCCUGGUUCAGAAGGGAGUAUAAAUGCAGGAGGCUGUAGCUUUAACUCCUUUUUACGCCGAACAGUGCGCUUUGUGGGUGUUCAUGUGUUUGGGCUGUGCGCCACUGCAUUGGUGACUGACGUUAUCCAGCUGGCCACUGGUUAUCAUGCUCCCUUCUUCCUAACAGUGUGCAAACCCAACUACACAAUGCUGGGUGUGGCCUGCGAUAAAAACCCCUACAUAACCCAGGACAUCUGCUCCGGCCGGGACCAGUAUGCCAUCCUGUCAGCAAGGAAAACUUUCCCCUCCCAGCACGCCACACUGUCUGGCUUCGCAGCCGUCUACAUCUCUAUGUACUUCAAUGCCACCAUAUCGGACAGUACCAAGCUGCUGAAGCCUGUGCUGGUGUUUGCGUUUGCUAUAGCAGCAGCCCUGGCAAGCUUGACCCAGAUCACCCAGUAUCGAAGCCACCCGAUUGACGUCUAUGUGGGCUUAGUGAUUGGGGCUGGCAUCGCUAUUUAUCUAGCACUAUAUGCAGUGGGGAACUUUAAGUCCAAUGAAGAAUCCACCCCCAGGCCACUGAAGCAGCCCCCUCCUCCACAAAAAGAUCCUCUAAGAGAACUGACACAGCGUGGACAUGACUCUGUGUAUCAAAAGGCUCAUGCUUCUGAAAGCAAUGAUGAGCUAUCAGCCCCACCACAUGUUGCUGGCCUGAACCGUAAGGUUCAUAGAGAGAAGGCAUCAAUGGGCAGCCUAAAGAGAGCUAGUGCAGAUGUUGAACUCUUGGCUCCUCGCAGCCCAAUGGGAAAGGAGACCAUGGUGACCUUCAGUAACACACUGCCCCGUGCUAACACCAGUGCUAUGGAAGAGCCUGCUCAGCGUCACAUGACCUUCCACGUGCCAAUGGACUCUCAGCGCUCUAAACAGCUGGUGUCCGAAUGGAAGCAGAAAUCAAUAGAGAUGCAUAGUCUCACCUUGAGGGAUGAGGAAGAGGAAGAAGGAGCAACUACAGAGGGAGUUGACGGAGUUGAGGGAGAAGCUUCAGAGGAUCUGGGCAUGCCGAUCUCCCUUUAUCUUACCGUGCAAGCAGGAGGUGCCAGGGCAAUGAUACCUCAGAGGCCCGGUGCCCUGCAGUUGGUUCAUAUCCCAGAGGAAGCUACCAGACCACCACCAGUGUCACCUAAAAGCGCCACCACACGGGCUAAAUGGCUGUCCAUGACGGAGAAAGGAGGUCCAGUACCAGCUGCCACACCAGAACCUCCACGGCUGCCCAACCAGCCACGGGUUAUGCAGGUCAUUGCCAUGUCUAAACACGGUCCGGGUAGCAUCUCUACACCAAAGUCCUCCGAGACCGCCUCGUCCUGUGCCACCUCCAGCACCGGCUCAGAGUCUCCGUACUACCGCAUCCCUUCGGAGCAAGACAGAAGCAGCAUUGUCAUGGUAGACACUCGUGCUCCACAUCACCCAGUAGUCCGUCUUUCUUCAGGCAACAGUAACACAUGGGAUUGGAGGAGCACCUCCAAUGGCAGCACUGAGGUUCACGAGACCAGUCGGACUUUCCCCAGGCAGGAAUGCAUCCGUGAUUAUCGUCCCAUGAAAACGGACUCAUUCUGCUCCUCUACCAGUGAUCCUGACCCAGGGAUCCUGCCUCCACCACCUCAUCCUGACCUGCUUCUCGACAGCAGUCUCAGUCAAGUUUCCUCGCUUUACCGUAAGUCCUCAAUUACAGCUAAAGACUGGGAGCCUGGGCAGCCUCACCCAGAGCCGGACCACUUCUUUAAGAACUUGCAAACAAACAGAUAAUUUCAAGACUGAGGAUGUUACUGUAGGCCAAAGCAGGGACACUACAGACUUCUUUUGAGAGGGACCCAAUGUGAAUAAUUGUAUUUUCAGUGGACGUACCUUUUUGGUUACCUCACAUCAAGCAUCUGGGGUUUAUUAGUGCAUCUGAGCACCAAAAGGAUCACACAGACUUGAGAAGGUGUACAGUACAUGCACAAUCUGUAAGGAAAGAUGACCUACAAACCUCAAAACAUGAAAUACAAAAUCAAGUUGUGAUUGAUACAUUAAGGGUUUCUGUUCUUUUCCAUCUUUGUGAAUUUGAAAUGCAGAAAAUGUUUUCCCAUUCAAGAAGUUCUCAUGAACCAAGACAUAACAACUAACAAUAUUUACAUUAGAGGUUUCAUUCAUACACAAAGACUUACAUUGUAUGUACAAGAAGAACUAGUGUUUCAGACUCAUUGGUGACAUUUUUAUUGUGGGAAUAUGAACAGGUAAGCAGUCUCAUCGUUUUGCUGUAUAUGGAAUCAGUUUUAAGUAGGCCUAGUCACUUUCUCAUUUUUAUACAAAAAUAAGUACUCUGCUUGUGUGUACGUGUUGCAUGUGUGUUUAUUUAUGUGUCUUUUUGACUUUGGGUGGACUGUUAUAUAUAAGCAGGGAUGAUCUCCUUCAUUUUUCCUUUCCUGUUAAGUUUUUUGUAACAAACUUUGAAAAAUAAAUUUGUUAUAAUCCUG